UCAUUGCUAACCCUUCAAUUUCGCGAUUCGCGCGCAACGAUCCUAGAAACCAUCCAAGAUCCAGGCGCUGACAAAUACUCAGCUGAACUGACAUUGGACCAGUGACAGCGGGAAAACCUAACCAAUAUUGUUUAACUUUUUGAAACAUGUUUUUCUAUUUAUAAUCAAGAUAUACCUUCGGUAAGGUAGUGCAAAUCCCGAAAAUGGCAUCGAAAUUCAAGAAAUUCGCUGUUAUCUGCGCUACAGGGGCAAUAGGUGCUGGAAUUACCACUUAUUUUUUUAUGGACGAUGAUUUCGAUAGAAGAUGGAACACAGUCUAUGCCCAACAAAUUGCUCUUCCUAGAUCUAAGAAGCCAUUGCCAAGUAGAGAUGAAUUAUUAAAAUCCUUAAAAUCAGAAAGUUUUGAUGUUUUGGUCAUAGGAGGUGGAGCUACAGGGGUUGGCUGUGCCCUUGAUGCUACCACCAGAGGAUUAAAAACAGCCCUUGUUGAAGCAGAUGAUUUCGCCUCUGGAACAUCUAGUCGUAGCACAAAACUAAUUCAUGGUGGAGUACGGUACUUACAGAAGGCCAUAAUGCAGUUUGAUAUUGAACAGUAUAAAAUGGUGAAAGAAGCACUUAGGGAAAGAGCUUUAAUGCUGCAGUCUGCACCUCAUCUAGCUCAUCCUCUACCUAUAAUGCUUCCAGUCUACAAAUGGUGGCAAGUCCCUUAUUAUUGGGUUGGCAUUAAAUGCUAUGAUUUGGUGGCUGGUUUAAAGAAUGUAAAAAGUUCAUACCUCUUAUCAAAGAAAAGUGCUUUAGAAUUAUUCCCAAUGUUGAGAGGUGAUGCUCUCUGUGGAGCAUUAGUUUAUUAUGAUGGUCAACAAGAUGAUGCAAGAAUGAACUUAGCUAUAGCCUUAACAGCUAUCAGACAUGGUGCAACGGUAACAAAUCAUGUAUCUGUGACUAAACUGCUUAAGAAGCAAGAAGGUAACAAAGAAGUGGUCUGUGGAGUAAGUGUUAAGGAUGAAAUGACAGGAGAAUGUUGGGAUAUUCCAGCAAAAUGUGUUAUAAAUGCUACCGGACCAUUUACAGAUUUCAUAAGGAAAAUGGAUGAUCCUAAAGUACCUGAAAUUUGUGCUCCCAGCAGUGGAGUUCAUAUCACUCUUCCAGGUUACUACAGUCCAGAACAAAUGGGAUUGUUAGAUCCGUCAACAAGUGAUGGUAGGGUAAUUUUCUUCUUACCAUGGCAAAAACAGACCAUAGCAGGAACAACUGAUUUACCUUGUGAAGUAACACGAAACCCCAGUCCAACGGAAGAUGAAAUUACUUUCAUUUUAGAAGAAGUUAAAAAUUACUUAAAUCCUGAUGUUGAAGUGAGAAGAGGUGAUGUUCUAUCUGCUUGGAGUGGUAUUCGUCCCUUAGUUUCUGAUCCAAACAAGGCAGAUACGCAGUCAAUCGCUAGAAAUCAUAUAAUCCACGUUAGUAAAUCUAACUUGGUUACUAUAGCUGGAGGAAAGUGGACCACAUAUAGAUCAAUGGCGGAAGAAACCAUUGAUGCUGCAAUUAAGGCAUGCGAAUUAAAACCAAAGAAACCACACAGUCAAACAAGUGGAGUUCUUAUGGAAGGUGCACACGAAUGGACACCAACAAUGUAUAUUAGACUAGUACAAGAUUUCGGAUUAGAAUGUGAGGUCGCCCAACAUCUAUCAAAUUCAUAUGGAGACCGAGCUUUCUCUGUUGCAAAAUUAGCAGCCUUAACAGGUCAACGUUGGCCAAUUAUCGGUAAGAAAUUGCAUCCCGAAUUCCCUUACAUUGACGCUGAAAUAAGGUAUGGUGUGAGAGAAUAUGCCUUGACUGCUAUCGAUAUGAUUGCAAGAAGGCUCAGAUUGGCCUUUUUGAACGUUCAAGCUGCACAGGAAGCUUUGCCUCAGAUUAUCAACAUCAUGGGUGAAGAACUCAAUUGGUCCGAAGCUGAGAAGAAAAAGCAAACUACAGCAGCCACUGAUUUCUUGUCAAAUGAAAUGGGACAGAAUGUGAAUCGUGCCAGUAGGGACAAAAUUCCAAUCAAUUUGAGCAAAGAAGAGAUUCAGCUUUACAUUAAGCGAUUCCAAAUUAUCGAUAAAGACCACAAGGGCUAUGUAUCGAUAAAUGAUAUUCGAAGAAGUCUAAAGUCAUUAGGAAUCAAAUUGACAGAGGAAGAAAUCCAUUCUUUAUUGAGUGAUAUCCAACUCAUGCAUAACGGGCAACUGGAGCUAGCCGAUUAUUUACAGAUGAUGUCAGCUAUCAAGUCCGGACAUGUGACUUACUCGAGGUUUGCAAGAAUGGCUGAAUUAGAAGAAGCAGAACAUGAAAGACAGAAAUUGAAGAAGAAGAUAUCUGUUGAGCGUAGUGGAGGUGGGCUCUAAAAAAAUAUCUACACGAAUUCGUUAAUUGUAUAUAGAAAAUUUCUGUUGUAUAUUUAUAUUUAUUGUUACUUAUAAAUUUAAUUUUCAUCUAUAUUACAAAAGCUUAACAAAAAAGAAUGAUGGAACAGCGCCUUUCAAAAAUCCAAAUCCCUCAGGGAACAAGAAAUUAAAAUGCCAAAAUAAAGAAUUGCAAUUCCAUCGAAUUAAUUAAAUUGAUUCAAGUGCUAAUGCCUCUCAAAAUAUGUUGAAUAGGUAUUAUGAAUGGAAUGAAGUAAAACCAGUUUCAAUCGAAAUGACCUUUUAUAUAUACAUAUACAAAAAUUUUAUCUUUAUAUCUUCUGUAUCAAGGAGUGGACAAUUAACACUUUUCCUAAAGUAUGUUACAGAGUUGUUAUAAUUAAAUGAUAAAAAUGGA
This is a messenger RNA of Harmonia axyridis, 2799 nucleotides long. It is a transcript of the gene Gpo1, whose product is annotated as glycerol-3-phosphate dehydrogenase, mitochondrial. Gene Ontology annotation, cellular component: glycerol-3-phosphate dehydrogenase (FAD) complex; mitochondrion. Gene Ontology annotation, biological process: glycerol-3-phosphate metabolic process. The transcript is spliced from 12 exons. NCBI's taxonomy places the organism in Eukaryota, Metazoa, Arthropoda, Insecta, Coleoptera, Coccinellidae. Gene Ontology annotation, molecular function: calcium ion binding; glycerol-3-phosphate dehydrogenase (quinone) activity. Bases 204 to 2384 code for a protein of 726 amino acids. The record is from RefSeq and is a predicted model, not a curated record.